GGUCUGUCGAUUUCAACUUUCAAGUGGGGAUAGAAACCAUAAUAUAAAAUAUAAUACAAAAAAAAAAACCAGACAUAAACGCACACACACGACCAUCCGAGACAAACAACGCGGAAACCGUCGAAUAUAACCGUCAGCGUGCACGUUCUCAAGUGAAUACGAAAACCUAUUGUCUUACAAGAAUCAAACAUGUCUGCCGUCACGAGUGUGGAAGAUGAGUACGACGAGUACAACUACGACCAAGACAAAUUGGUCAACAGCGGACACAGCGGUAAGAAUAGGAGCAAGAAAGAGGCCAGUGAACACACCAAUCAUUUCGAUCCGAGCGGGCAUUCGAGAAAACUCUCGACUAAAUUGCAAAACACUGAAUCCAACAAGAAGGAAGAGAAUUUGAAGCCUCAUCCGUCGACCAGAAAGUGAUCAAAUCCAAGCGCGCUUCCCCCCAAAUCCCAAUGUCUUGCUACGGUUUUACUUAUAUUUUUUUUCUUUUUUUUCCAACAUACUAAUUGAUUGCUCAUCGGAAGCCAUCGUUUAUAAUUGAUAUUAAUUUUAAAAACUAAUGUUCAGAAACGUAUAGUCUACAUUCUUUAAUCGUAGAUUAUCUUUUCUCUCUUAAUAUAUAUAUAUUUUUUUCCUUUUUUUUUAAGAUAUAAUAUUAUCUAUGGAUGUUAUAUUUUUCAAAGGUGUAUAAGUAUUUGUAUAUAACAUCAAUGCAUUUCAAUACAUAUAAGUUGAUUGACA
Messenger RNA from Metopolophium dirhodum (rose-grain aphid), 741 nucleotides. RefSeq names its product nuclear protein 1. Gene Ontology annotation, cellular component: nucleus. The record is from RefSeq and is a predicted model, not a curated record. The coding region runs from base 190 to 420 and encodes 76 amino acids. Gene Ontology annotation, biological process: regulation of transcription by RNA polymerase II; negative regulation of cell population proliferation; negative regulation of cell cycle. The transcript is spliced from 2 exons. Lineage: Eukaryota; Metazoa; Arthropoda; Insecta; Hemiptera; Aphididae.